Dimorphilus gyrociliatus is the source of this 2329-nucleotide messenger RNA. The record is from the annotation of a GenBank genome assembly. NCBI's taxonomy places the organism in Eukaryota, Metazoa, Annelida, Polychaeta, Dinophilidae.
AAUCUAAUAUGGAGGUCUCAAUUGGAAGUAUGUGAGAUACUUUUAAUUGUUUUCUACUAAAGAUUUAUUUAACGGAGACUACUGGAAAAGGUGAGAAUAUAAAGAAGAAAGAAUUAUCAAGAAAAGUUAAUCUUUAGCUUUUAUUGGAGUAAUUUUUGAGUAUAUUCUCACCGCAUUCCGGCUAUUACAUAUUGGAACAUUUUUGACGGUUGAACCAGUUAUGGACGAUUUGUGGAGUUUAGAAGAUUUUGCACUUUUCUCUCUGGUAAAAAAUUUUCAGAAAAUUCUUAGAAAUGAAAAUCAGCGUCGGCUACUACUGAAAUCAAGAAUUCCAGUUAUAUUCGGUCAAAGAAUAUUCGACGAACUGAAUGAUUAUCAUUUUGGUAUACCGGAUGAUAUCCUAUCAGUAUUUACGGAGAAGAUACUUCCUUUAAAAAAUGCACAUAUGAAUGGUAGACUAACUUCUCUAGUUGGAAUUAAGCCGUUUCUAUCUGGACAAUUGCUAUCCACUGUCACGAUACAAGAUCUGAAAAAAGAAGCUGUCAAAGAUUGGAUUAUUUAUUUGGAUACUUCCAAAUUAACUGAACUAUCUUUAGAAGGUUGUCGAUUUUACAGGAAAAAACACAAGCAAAAGACCAAGAAAACUGGCAUUAAAAAAGAAUACCAGACAAAAGAACGAAAAGAGAAUAGGAAAAUUUCUGCUGCCAAGUUUAACAAUUUUCCCCCAUUCAAUAACAUAAUCAAAUUGGAUCUAUCACAUUCGGAUAUAAAUGAUGCUAUCUUCGUAAAUUUUACCAAAGGAAUGGACAAGCUAGAAAUUCUAAAUAUAUCUCACACAAGCAUAACUAACUUGUGUCUUCUCCACAAAUUUUCAAAUUUAGAAUAUUUAGAUUGCUCUUUCCCGAAAAAUAAGGAAGUAUACAGCACCUAUUUGGCAUUACUAUUGAUCAGAAAGCUGAAGUAUUUGGAUAUCUCAAAGUCUAGAAAAUUCAAGGAUAGUAAUACUUAUAUGAAAUAUCCUUCGGUAGAAGAAUUGCUAAAAAUGCCGGGUGGCAACGAAAUACCAACCGACAUAAACGUACCAGAUAUCUUUUUUACUAAAGUACAUUGGCGAACGUAUGAUUUUCUAGAAUAUGCAGAAUGGCCUGAUUUACUUGUUUUUGAUAUGACUGGCCACUGGGAUUAUGUAUCUCAAAGUGUUAACAAAUUCAUCCAAUUUCACUCAAAACUAGUUUAUCUCGGAUUGGGCUAUUAUGAUCUUAUGUGCCUAAAUUCCUUGGCAACCAAAGACUCUCGUGUUGAAGAUUUAACAAAUCUCUCACAUUACGAUAAAGUUAUUGGUUCAACUGGUAAACUGAAUCCUAAAAUGAAGAAAAGAUAUCGUAGACCAUCUCAUAUGUACUUUUUUCUGGAUAGUAACCCAAGUGACGAUGAGGAUGAUGAGAACACUGAAUCUUUCAAUCAUUUUGAAGAUAAUUUUGAAAAUGUAUCGAAAAAUUCAAUUAAUAAUUUCAAAGAGAGACUAAAGGGUAAAGAAGAGUUAUUGUGCGAGACACUAAUUAAUAGACUUGAUUGGAUUAGGCGAACGGUUACUGAAGAACUUAAAACCAAAAGAGAACUGGGUCUAUGGUGUAUGGUAAUCAGUUGCUUGGAUAUAAAGAAAUCGAAAGAUUUCUUAUAUAUCAUAAAAUCAUGUGCCAGAAUUUACUUGCAUAAUAGAGAAUCGAAUCACUGGGGUAUUUUUAUUCAAUAUUUUAUAGAAUUGUUGGGUAGAUACCUUGCGUAUUUCAGAAUGAUAUGCAAUAUUACUGAUAUCUAUGAGCUGAUUUUUGACAAAGGGAGUAAUUACAGCGAUUCAUUUUAUGCGGGGGUCUUGAAAAAUUUUCUUAGGACCCUCGACAUUGAAAACGUUUGUAUCUUUCUUUAAAUUAAACCUGAAGUUUUGAGCACUUAUUGAAAAGCAAACACUUUUUCUUAUUAUUUCAGCUACCAAAGGGAGAACUGAUAGCGCUUUGUAAAGGUAUCAAUAAAACAGGUAGAUGGUGGACGAAUACCGAACAGAGUCACGAUUUGGAGUUUUUAGUAAACAAAAUUAUCACUACUUGUAGCAGCAAACUACAAUAAUUGUUUAUUACGUUAUUAUUUGAGUUUUUUUUGACAACCAAGUUAACAUAACAUAUUUUACAUACAAAAAUUAUUCAAUAUAUGCUAAAUUGUAAUUCUUUUCGAGUAUUACAAAUGGCUAUGUUGUUAUAUAUCAUUGAUUAAAAAAAGAUUUUCUAACCAAUUUCAUUUGCUAACAAUAAUUCUGUUAUACUUUCAAAGGGCU